Messenger RNA from Sphaeramia orbicularis (orbiculate cardinalfish), 2691 nucleotides. It is a transcript of the gene cabp2a, whose product is annotated as calcium binding protein 2a. The transcript is spliced from 7 exons. The record is from RefSeq and is a predicted model, not a curated record. Gene Ontology annotation, cellular component: cytoplasm. Gene Ontology annotation, molecular function: calcium channel regulator activity; calcium ion binding. Lineage: Eukaryota; Metazoa; Chordata; Actinopteri; Kurtiformes; Apogonidae. The coding region runs from base 544 to 1263 and encodes 239 amino acids.
GAGGGGUGACAGCUGAAUAGAAAAACAAGUGUGUAUGUGUGUGUUUUUGUGUGAGAGAGAGGCUAGAGAGGAAAUGGUAGAGUCAUGCAAUCAGAUCCAGAGUCUGGCAGCCGCUUCAUUCAACCCCGAGAUGAACCAGCUCUUCUCUUCCAACUCCUGCAUCCUGCUGCACCUCCAUAAUAUCACAGAGAAGUUGUCAAAGAUGUGCAUGGCUGCCUUCAACCUACUGGAGUUUUAGAAUUUAAUGCAUCAUCAUACGCCUUACCUCACCUCUCAAUGGACCAAUAAGAGACUGACUGAUGCAUAUGCUCUGAGAGGAGUCACUGCUGGCUUGUAGUAACAGUAGUUGUGUCUUUGCCUCACUGGUUGUGAAAGGCGUCGCCCAAUGGGACAUGCUGGAUGUUGUGCGUUGGUGGAUUUCGGACCUCUAGGUGACAAUUAAACAGUUACGGGGAGGAGCAGGAAAACCAAAAGAGAAGUGUGGGGGCAAACAAGGAGGAGAGAUAGGGGGAAGACAGGAAGAGGUGAAGAAAGAAUAAGGGGAUGGGAAACAUCAACAAGGCGUCUAAAAAGAACAGUAAAAGAAAGAAGGGGGUGUCAUCCAUAGAACGAAGCAGCACGCCGAUGGCUGCUACCAUGCUAGGAGAGCUGAGUGGUGCAGGUGAGGCGGACACAGACGACGAGGAGGAUGGAGGGAUGGAGCAGGAGUUUGAUGGGCCCCUGUGCACUCUGGUUAAGAACUGCAACAUGCUGCACAACAUAGUGGGGCCUGCUUGUAUCUUCCUCAGACAGGGAUUCGCGCAGAGCCAGCUUGACAGGGAUCUACGGCCAGAAGAAAUGGAAGAGCUGCGCGAGGCAUUCAGGGAGUUUGACAAAGACAAAGAUGGCUUCAUCAGCUGUAAGGACCUUGGCGAGUGCAUGAGGACCAUGGGAUACAUGCCAACAGAGAUGGAGCUAAUAGAGCUCAGCCAGCAGAUCUGUGGUGGCAGAGUGGACUUUGAGGACUUUGUUGAAUUGAUGGGUCCAAAGAUGCUCGCUGAGACUGCUGACAUGAUUGGAGUCAAGGAGCUCAGGGACGCCUUCAAAGAGUUUGACUCUGAUGGAGAUGGUCAGAUCAGCCUUGGGGAACUGAGGGAGGCCAUGAAGAAGCUGAUGGGAGAGCAACUCAACCACAGGGAGAUCGACGAGAUCCUGCGAGAUGUAGACCUCAAUGGGGACGGCCAGGUGGACUUUGAAGAGUUUGUGCGAAUGAUGUCUCGCUGACUCUUCACUGAACCCUGCUUUACUCAAAGAUUCUGCUGCAUUAAAGAAAACAACAUGGACCUAACUGCACACUGUUAAUGUUAUUCUUGUGUACAAAGACUUUAAUGUGUUCAUUUUUUCUGUUUUUGAGUUACAGUAUUUCCAUCAUCUCCUAAUUCCCUUUAAUGUGUUAGUGUUUGUAACAAUGAACGUUAUGUACAGACAGGUGACAAAUAAAAGGGAAAAUAUGAUGAAUGUGGUCUCAGCCCAGAGUUAUGGGAGGCCCUUUACGGCAAAAGCAUUGAAAUAAAUGCACAUACACAUUAAAAACAUGCACACAAACAAUGACAAUAUGCAUAUACACAUUGGAAAUGUGCAAACACACAUUGACAAUGUGCACAUACACAUUGAAAACUUGCACACACACACACACACACACACUGACAAUGUGCACACAUUGAAAUACCUGCACAUAACGUUGACAAAGGGGAGAGGGGGCACCUAACCUGAGAGUGUGCAUGUAAAAUCUCACUGCACCCAGAAGUUGCUUCAGUGUAACCGGAAGGCAUAUUCAGACCGUGCCCUGGACCUAGGCUACAUAGGUGAAUAUAUGUAUGUUGUCCUUUGAAAGAUAAAGAUGCAGUUAUUAAUAUUAAUUGUAGUUGGCCUUUGAGCUUGUGAUGAGAAAUGUGUUACUGCAAAUACUGAUGAAGUUUAGUUUUUCAUCUGUGAUGUGCACUGCAUCUAGUCUAUACAAGAUAACAUGUGUGCACGUUUUCAGUACAUGUAUACAAAUUGUCAGUUUGUGUGUACACAAUGUUAUCAAUGUGUGUGCACAUUUCCAAUGUGUGUGCACAUUUCCAAUGUGUAUGUGCACAUUGUCAAUGUGUGUGUGGAUGUUUUCAGUGCACAUGUGCACAUAUUUCAAUUUUUUUCACCCUAAAGGGCCUCCCAUAAAAAGUAACAGCACUCACCCACACAGCAUGGAUUGGAGAGGUCCACCAGGAUCCUGUUGGGGGUCUCAGUGGCCCAUCCUACAGAGCACUUACCUCAUAGGCUGAAGCCUUACAGCACCAGUUGGGGAUGGAUUGAUUGCUGCCUUUCAUUCUAUCUUUACCAUGUAUCUACCCAAAUUUAACAUUAAAACCCACCUAAAAGAUGAAGACAUUACAAUAAUGUGGCUCCCACAGGCAAUCAGUGGUAACACAAAUAAACACCCAUGAAAGAGUUGAAAUGGUGUUCAUGCCGCAAAUGGUGGCCCAAUACUUAUAGCACUUACUUUACAUUUGCUUUUCCUUUAAUUUGUCACCAGUCUAUAUUUAUGUGGAAUAGGGGUUAUGGUGAGUGACAAUAAGUAAUAUGAAAUAAUAACAACCCACAACAACAAUAGUCUGAGAGAUACCAAAUAUACACAAAGGAUUUGCUUUGUUUUAGUUAUAUAUAUAUAUA